CACUUCCUGUGGCCAUGGACAGUUCUGUAUUUGCUCUCUCUUUCCAACCUCUCUUCCCAACUCUCCCUUCUCCAUCUCCCACCUCUUCUUCCCUUCUUCACCAUCCUUUCUCUCAGCUUCCAUGGCUGCCACCACUACUACACCCCUCAAAUCCAUCUCCACUCUCCUCUCUCUCUCCUCUAAACGAUCUCUUCCCAAGCCCUCCCCCAACGUACAUACUCAAUUUCCCACUUCCAAAUUUUCCAUUUCCACCCGGAAUUUGAUCAGUUUUAGGAGAACUAUAGGAUGCAAGGCGGCAGAAGUCUCGUUGGCCGAAGAAUCUCCAGCGUCGGAUGGUGGAGGGAAGAACUGGGUGCCUGUUGUGCCUUUGUCAGCGUUGCCUAGAGGAGAGAGACGAGUGAUCAUACAAGAUGGAGAGAGCAUUUUGUUACUGUGGUAUAAGGAUGUUGUUUUUGCUAUUGAGAAUAGGUCCCCUGCUGAAGGUGCUUAUUCUGAGGGUUUGAUCAAUGCCAAACUUACUCAGGAUGGCUGCAUAGUCUGUCCUACAACUGACAGUACAUUCGAUCUUCGAACUGGAGAAAUCAAGGAAUGGUAUCCAAAUAAUCCGGUGUUGAGAGUUCUUACCCCGGCUCUAAGGACAUUGUAUGUCUAUCCUGUAAAAACUGAUGAUCAAAAUAUCUAUAUCAGCAUGGGUGGUAGUUCAUAUAAAGAUGCGUCUGCAGAGAUUGUCUUUAGUGGAAAGGCUCAACCUGGUAUAACAGCUUCGGAUGUCAACGUGGAGGAGGUGAAAAUGGUGGUUGAUGAAAGUUCAGGAGGAUUUGGUUUCACGCCAAAGAACGAAGGGAUUAAUGGAAAGGCUGCUGUCAUUGGGUUUCUAUUAUUACUAGAUUUUGAACUUCUAACCGGUAAAGGCCUUCUCAAGGGGACUGGAUUCUUGGAUUUCCUUUAUUCUGUUACUGAUGCUUUUAAUUAAAACAGUACAUAGCAAACUUUCUUUAUCUAUCUUUCUGAUUACCUCAAGUCUGUUUUCUUUUUGUAUGUAAUAUAUACAAGUUUUAAGUUCUUUUUACUUGUAAUACUAUGCUGGUUUAGUUGUCACCAGCGAUAUACUGUAGGGAACUUGUACUCUUGAUGCCUCUGUAAUUCAUCUUUUUGACUUAUACAUGAUUCUUUCGCUA
Molecule: messenger RNA, 1178 nt
Organism: Beta vulgaris subsp. vulgaris (sugar beet)
Lineage: Eukaryota; Viridiplantae; Streptophyta; Magnoliopsida; Caryophyllales; Amaranthaceae
Exons: 3
Coding region: 122-973 (283 amino acids)
Molecular function (GO): nitrite reductase [NAD(P)H] activity; 2 iron, 2 sulfur cluster binding
Source: RefSeq, a predicted model, not a curated record